AUGACUAGCGGUCUUUGCACUCGCUAACGGAGUCGGAUUUAUGGAUCAAAACACAACUUUUCCUGGAAAUGCUUCGACGAUAUCCAGAUUACGGACCUGGACCCCCGGCUGGUGGAGCUACAGGGGCGGGACGGGCUGGAGCAGAUGGCCGCAGAGCGACCGGCCGAGCGACCGUCCGGCUCCGCUCCGGGCUCCCGCCUCCUCCGCGACACGUUUUGUCAGCAGCCACCGAGCAUGGGUCCCUUCGGUAAUAGAAUAGCCGAUGUAAUUUGACACUUCAACUUACUGCGCUCUGCCCGAGUCUAUUCAGUUACUCACCCGCUGACGUUGAGCCCGUUCUCGGUGGCCGCGAAGGGGGGGACGAUAUUAUUUAGAGGAGGGAAAAAAAAAAAAAAAAAAAAAAAAAAAAAAAAAAAACAACAACAAGAGGCGAACAUUUUCGAACCGAGGACUUUCUCCGCCUGGUGACCCGGGACAGAAGACGUGAGGUGCUGGAGUGUUUCUCCUCCUGGUGUGUGAAUGGGUGGGGGGGUCUCUGGUGGUGAAGCAUCAAGGAUUGAAGUAAACAUAGGACGCUCCGGUUUAAUGGCUGGCAGGUAGAGGCCAAAGAGGGACAAUCAUCAUGAACUCUAUUCCGUCGAUGGACAGACACAUACAGCAGACCAAUGACCGUCUGCUGUGUAUCAAACAGCACUUACAAAAUCCAGCAAAUUUCCAAACAGCAGCGACUGAGCUGCUGGACUGGUGUGGCGACCCCCGAGCCUUCCAGCGUCCCUUUGAGCAAAGCCUGAUGGGAUGCCUAACGGUGGUCAGCCGAGUAGCAGCGCAGCAGGGCUACGACUUGGACCUGGGUUAUCGGCUCCUGGCGGUUUGUGCUGCCAACAGGGACAAGUUCACUCCAAAAUCAGCAGAAACCAGCUGCUGCAGGAGGUGUCAGUCUGACUCAGCUCUCCUGUCCUCGUGGUGCGAGGAGCUGGGACGCCUCCUCCUCCUCCGUCACCAGAAGAACAGGCAGAACGAGCCGCCGGGAAAAGUGCCCAUGCAGCCCCCCAUGAGCUCCAUGAAGCACGGCCUCUCACACGGAGAUGGGUCUUUUCCCUACGACUCAGUUCCCUGGCAACAGAACUCCAAUCAGCCUCCAGGUUCGUUGUCUGUGGUGACCACCGUCUGGGGCGUGACCAACACUUCACAGAGCCAGGUGUUGGGGAAUCCAAUGGCCAGCAACAACAAUCCCAUGAACCCUGGGGGGAACCCUAUGGGCCAGGGUAUGUCUGGUAACAAUCCAGGGAUGAACUCACCUCAGUUCCCCGGGCCUCAGCAGCAGUUCCCCAACAAAGGCAACUCCAACCAGGCCUACAUGCAGCAGGGCAUGUAUGGACGACCCAACUACCCUGGAGGAGGGGGCUUUGGUGGCAACUACCCAGGAGGGCCCAAUGCUGGACCUGGUGGAAUGGGCAUCCCUCCACACUCCCGUCCUCCUUCGGACUUCACCCAGCCUGCUGCGGCCGCAGCCGCCGCCGCAGUCGCUGCAGCCGCCGCCACGGCAACUGCCACCGCAACAGCGACUGUAGCUGCCCUGCAGGAAACCCAGAACAAGGACAUGAACCAAUACGGACCGAUGAGUUCCUCUUUCCAGAUGGGACCGAACCAGGCGUACAACAGCCAGUUCAUGAACCAGCCUGGACCCCGUGGCCCUCCGUCACUCCCUGGGAAUAUGGGCACAGGCAUGAAUGCAUCCAACAUGAGCGGACCCCCCAUGGGAAUGAAUCAGCCUAGGGGCCAAGGCAUGGGACCUUUUGGGGCCCACGGCCAACGGAUGCCCCAGCAAGGCUAUGCAGGACCCCGGCCUCAGAGCAUGGGUAUGCAGGGCAUGAAAAGACCGUACCCAGGGGAGCAUGCACAGCCAAACUACGGCGGACAACAGUAUGGACCAAACACCCAAUUCCCUAACCAGCAGGGGCAAUACCCCACGCCCAACGCCUCCAGGCCGCUGCCGUCCCCCAACUACCCCGGCCAAAGGAUGCCAGGACAGCAGCUACAGGGCCAAUACCCGCCACCCAGCGGUGCCAUGGGCCAGUACUAUAAGCAAGAGCCACCUUUUAAUGGCCAAACAAAUAACUUCCCUGGAAGUGGAUAUCAGUACAGCCAGGGUAAUUUGAAUGGGCCACCAAGACCUGUGGGUAACUACCCUCACUCGCCGGUGCCCGGCAACCCCACCCCUCCAAUGACUCCAGGAAGUAACAUCCCUCCAUACCUGUCGCCAAACCAGGAUGUGAAGCCACCCUUUCCUCCUGACAUCAAACCAAAUAUCACUGCUCUCCCUCCACCCCCAGCCAACCACACCGAGGAGCUGCGCCUGACGUUCCCGGUGCGGGAUGGGGUAGUGCUAGAGCCUUUCAGACUAGAGCAUAACCUGGCUGUCAGCAACCACGUCUUCCACUUACGGCCCUCUGUACACCAGACGCUCAUGUGGAGAUCGGACCUGGAGCUACAGUUCAAGUGCUACCACCACGAAGAUCGUCAGAUGAACACCAACUGGCCGGCGUCGGUCCAAGUCAGCGUCAACGCCACGCCGCUCACCAUCGAGAGGGGCGACAAUAAGACCUCCCACAAACCCCUGCACUUGAAACACGUAUGCCAGCCGGGAAGGAACACAAUCCAGAUCACGGUCACCGCCUGCUGCUGUUCGCACUUGUUUGUGCUGCAGCUGGUCCACAGGCCCUCGGUGCGCUCUGUCCUCCAGGGCUUACUGAAGAAGAGGCUUCUGCCUGCAGAGCACUGCAUCACCAAAGUGAAGAGGAACUUCAGUAGUGUAGCAGCAUCAUCGGGCAAUGCCACGCUCAACGGAGAGGAUGGCGUCGAGCAGACGGCCAUCAAGGUUUCCCUCAAAUGUCCAAUCACCUUCCGGCGAAUACAGCUUCCAGCGAGGGGCCACGACUGCAAACACGUUCAAUGUUUUGAUUUGGAAUCGUAUUUACAACUGAACUGUGAGCGGGGGACAUGGCGAUGUCCUGUAUGCAAUAAAACAGCGUUGUUAGAAGGACUCGAAGUGGACCAGUACAUGUGGGGAAUCUUGAACGCCAUCCAAAACUCGGAGUUUGAGGAGGUGACCAUUGACCCGACAUGUAGUUGGCGGCCGGUGGCUAUUAAAUCUGACAUCCACAUCAAGGAGGAUCCAGAUGGACCGCUGGCCAAGAGGUUUAAGACCAUGAGUCCCAGCCAAAUGAUCAUGCCCAAUGUGAUGGAGAUGAUAGCGCAGCUCGGCCCCGGACCCUCGCCGUACCCGUCGCUACCCUCUCACCAAGGGGGCAACAACAGCGAAUAUGGCAGCCAAGGUAACAGUUACCAGGGGCACGGAAACUUUGACUUCCCUCACGGCACCCCUGGUGGUACGUCGAUGAACGACUUCAUGCACGGUCCACAGCUGUCUCACCCGCCUGACAUGCCCAACAGCAUGAUGACCCAAGACAAGCCACUCUCCCACAACAUGCCUGACUCAAUACCUCACUCUGCGGGCAACGACCAAUCGCAUGGUCCACUGCAGCAGAGCUUACAUGCGUCUCCGCACCCUGGGAGCCAAUCGGGGCAGCAGCUACACCACAGCGGACCUCCGCAGCCCUCGCGACAAGCUCCACCUCCUCAGCAACAGCAGCAACAGCAGCAGCAGCAGCAGCAGCAGCAGCAGCCCGGUCCCAACAACCAUCCCCACGGCGACCUGGCCUUCAACCCCUCCAGCAGUUUGGACAGCCAAGCGGUGUCGGACAUGCCCGAGCCCUCUCUAGACCUUCUCCCAGAACUCGCUAACCCAGAUGAGCUCUUAUCAUACCUGGACCCCCCAGACCUUCCCAGCAAUAGCAACGACGACCUUCUAUCGCUCUUUGAAAACAACUGAGGGCGAUUCAGACACACACAAAACUUUUCUGACCUGCCUGCAGUUUCCCUGAGAACCCAGGGCGGUCACUCAGUACUUGACAAACACAAAGAUGCACUCCCUUCCUCUUCUUCCUCUUGUACAGUUUUCAUUAGCCAGCGCAGAUUGACUGAAAGAGGUUCAAACUCAAAGACAAAACGGGAUGCUCACCCCGCGGCGAUACUUUUGAACUGUGCAGCUAUACUCAGUUGAUUUUUUUAACGCCACACACAGAUUGUAUGUGUGCACAUUAAAAAACAUGUUGUAGCAUUUUUUUUUUAAUUCAUGUUUUGUUUCCUUUUGAGAAGAAAAAGUAAUUAACUGUAAAAGAAAAAAAAAAAAAGAAAUCUGCGCUAUCUGGCCAGUGUGCAUUAUGUCCAUGUUGUUAUUCCAAUCGGAGAGGCCACAGCUUCCUGGUGUCACAGCUCCAUUCCCCCACUGGUCUGGUUAGUCGCACUGUUUUGUUCCACCACACAUCAUUUAAAAGCACAAGAGAUUUUGGCGAUGCAAAAAAAGAAAAAAAUGAAUUAACUGUCUGUACAAAAGAAAAAAAGAUCAGUUGGAUCUGUGUAUUUCUGUCCUUGACAAAUUGUUUCUAAAGAAGAUCUUUUGCUCUUCUGCCAACAUUUGAAAAAAAACAACAAAAAAAACAUUUUUGAGGAUGAUCGGCUUCCGCUUUGUCUACAAUUGUGAUACAUACAUAUUUUUGUCAAAAAGAGUUCUAUCCCCACUUUUCAGUCCUCUGAAGGGUUAACAACUGGAACGGAGAAGAUUUUGGCCCCACUGAAACAAAACUAGAAACAAGUUUAUAUUACAUACCAAGAAAAAAGAAUAUGCACAUACAGUACUUCUACCUAUUGUAUAGUUAUCAUCCUGUACAGAGGUGGUGUUUUAAUGGAAAAUGAAAGGUACAAUGUGAGAGAUUGGGUUUCCUGUGACGAUCCUGCUGCUGCAUUUAACUGCUUCCUGUUAAAAAACUCCUUCCAUGCCCUUUGCUCCGCAUGAGCCACGGUGUUGCUCGGGGGCGGCAUUUCUUUUGCAAAGUUGCGUCUCUUCCCCUGUUAAAUGAUGUGCUGUUUAAAGUAGUCUACAAAGUGCAUGUGUGCCAAGCCCUUGUCUAGUGCUGUUCCAAGUGGUAAAAAGAAAAAAGACAAAAAGACAGUGUGGUUUUUAUCAGUUGCUGUUUCCACAGUUCUUUUGUUUUGUAUGUUUGUUUUUUGAUUUCUGUCAGAUUUAGUAUGAUUUAUUUAACACUAACACUGAAGGGAUAAUGCUGAUACCAGCAGUACAUUUAUCAUGUAUUCACAGGAUAUUGUGUAUUAUUAUUUUGUUGUUGUUUUUUUGUUUGUUUUUUUGCCGCUGCAUAAUUAAAUCCACAAAUCUUUUGGGAAACUGCUCAACAUCACCAAAGUUAGAGGGAUGAGAAUGGAGGCGUUUGUGUUUGCUGGGUCCUGUGUGAGACUGCGAGUGUGUGUGUGAGAGAUGGCGAGAAAGAGUGUGUGUGUGUGUGUGUGUGUGUGUGUGUGUGUGUGUGUGUGUGUUUCUAUCGGUGUGAUGGGAGGUAAUGUUGAUGUCAAAGAUAUAGGAGAGGACAAAUACAGUUUAUCCAUCACUGCUGUUCAAGGAGUGGCUUUUAAAGCAGUAUUGGUGCAGAGUCGACCUUUGGCCACAUUUGUUUUUUCCGUUUUGACCUUUUGAGAAGAGCGCUGUUCAGUAUGCAAAUGUAUUAUUUUUUAAGAAAUGCUAUUGUACUGUAAAUAUCAUUGUGAAUAUUUUUGUAUCAUCUCGAUAAUAUUUGUCCUUCGAUCAUUAGUCGUCCAACGUAACCACAUGCGCUCCCAUCUGACCACUGACUUUGUUUGUAACCAGCAUACGGCGGCUGUCUUGCCUCCUCGGUUGCCCGGAGGCCAGUCCCAGCGUCUCAUAAGCUAUUUCCCGCGGGUCGCUGUGCUUUUCUCGUCACUUUCCUCCCGUUGCACUCUGUCUCGCACCUGUCGCAUGCAGACAGGUGUCCCCGUUCGUCUGUGGUCCCCUUCCCCCUCAUCAGCUCAAGGUCACGGCGUAGCAUCGCUUCAGUUUUUCAGACGUCACCCUCGGUUUAAAAGCAAUAUUUUUCUUCCACGCUCACGUGUAUUUGAUUGAUAAUGUUGUCUUCUCAUGAAUUUUAUGUUUGACAUUUUAAUAUCAGUGAUACUGAACAGUAAUGUUUUGAAAAGAUGUGGUAUCAGCUGGCUUUCAGUGUAAUUAGUGAGCUAUGUGAAUAUCAUGAUUGUUGCUAAUUGUCAAUACACAGUGGUAUUUUAAAGAUAUAUCACAACCAUAUUUUAAAAGAAAUUCAUCAUAUUGUUUAUAUUUUUGUUAUAGAAAAAUGUGUUUUUUUGAAAGCACGAGACCAUAUACAUUUUUAUCCCUUUUUGUUUUUGGUAAAUUAUUUUGUACUGGUUUUCUUAUUAAUCUGUAAGGCUAGAAAUCCAAUUUCUUUCAACUGUAACAUUGUGCUGAUUUAACCUCCUGGCUUUGUGUAAACAUCAUUUUACAUGUCAUUUGACAAAUAUAAUUUGUUCCAGUUCCAACACACAGGACGCGUUUCAUAUUUAAGUCACAAGCAAAACAUCAAAUCCAAAAUCUUUCAACAAUUCACUGCUACAUUUUCUACUUUACUGUCUGAAUUGAAACCUCCAAUCCAUCGUUUUGUUUCGUGUGAGCCAGCUCGGUGUAUUAGGCAGCACCCCAAAUCUGUAGUUGCACAAUCACAGUAAAGGGCCAUUUUCUGGGAGGGGGGGGGGAGGGGUGUUGUUUAAAAAAAAAACUGAUGAAAAUAAACUUAAAAAACACAGAGAGGAAGGGCACGUCCGUCACUCUGGCCUGGAAAGGAUGUUGAGGGCAAGGCGAGGUCAAACGUCCCGAGAAUGCCUGUAUAUAUGUAAAUGACUAUAGAGACGUGAACAGAAAUGUAUUCAUUUUCCCUGGGAAUGUGCAUUGUUUCUUCAGAAUAAUAAAAAGCUUGCAACCCCCUCUA
Messenger RNA from Scophthalmus maximus (turbot), 6929 nucleotides. Its product is annotated as zinc finger MIZ domain-containing protein 1-like. NCBI's taxonomy places the organism in Eukaryota, Metazoa, Chordata, Actinopteri, Pleuronectiformes, Scophthalmidae. Gene Ontology annotation, molecular function: SUMO ligase activity; zinc ion binding. Gene Ontology annotation, biological process: regulation of transcription by RNA polymerase II; protein sumoylation. The coding region runs from base 623 to 3892 and encodes 1089 amino acids. The record is from RefSeq and is a predicted model, not a curated record. The transcript has 25 exons.